This is a messenger RNA of Alexandromys fortis (reed vole), 498 nucleotides long. Its product is annotated as NADH dehydrogenase [ubiquinone] 1 alpha subcomplex subunit 5-like. The transcript has 2 exons. Bases 1 to 417 code for a protein of 138 amino acids. The record is from RefSeq and is a predicted model, not a curated record. NCBI's taxonomy places the organism in Eukaryota, Metazoa, Chordata, Mammalia, Rodentia, Cricetidae. Gene Ontology annotation, biological process: respiratory electron transport chain.
AUGAGCGAGCCCCAAAAUAGCAAGCCCCAAAGUUCAACGAGAGACUUUGUCUCAAAAAACAAAGUAGAGGUGGGUGCGUUGAAGAAGACCACCGGCCUGGUGGGAUUGGCUGUGUGCCACACUCCACACGAGAGGCUAACAAUAUUGUAUACAAAGAUUCUUGAUAUUCUGAAACAGUUCCCUCAACAUGCAGCCUAUAGAAAAUACACAGAACAGAUCACCAAUGAGAAGCUGGAUAUGGUCAAGGCGGAACCAGAUGUUAAAAAAUUAGAAAAUUUGCUUCAGGGUGGUGAAGUAGAAGAGGUGAUUCUUCAGUCUGAACAUGAACUAAGUCUGGCAAGGAAGAUGCUGCAGUGGAAGCCAUGGGAGCCACUGGUGGAAGAGCCUCCUGCCAACCAAUGGAAGUGGCCAAUAUGAUUACAGUGUAUGAUGGUUGAUGCCAAUUAAAUGUGCAAUUAAAUGUUCUGUUAUGCUAAAAAAAAAAAAAAAAAGUAGAAA